Molecule: messenger RNA, 1299 nt
Organism: Tilletiopsis washingtonensis
Lineage: Eukaryota; Fungi; Basidiomycota; Exobasidiomycetes; Entylomatales
Exons: 1
Coding region: 155-1012 (285 amino acids)
Source: RefSeq, a predicted model, not a curated record
CUCAUCGAGUGCAGCUUUCCCUUCGCCGAGGCGCACGCCGCAUUUCAGCAUCUGCGCAAGGGCGCCAUGGGCAAGGUGGUGAUUCGCUGCAGCGACUGAAAGGGCAGCCAGGCGUGGCAUUCGCGGCCGCUUGUGACCUCGCAAUAGCCUAUGCAUGACCCAAGCAGCAUCAGGAACGCGGCUCGCUUGCGUUGCGAGACGGCCUCCGCCCGCCGAGGACAGGGAGGCGCAGGAGAGGCCGGCCUGCCGGUCGCCGGCGCACAGGCCCCCUCUUUUGCACUCUGCCGCUAAAGCGAGGUCAUUCGGGCGGGCAGCCGGAUCGAGCAUGCUGACACGAAUCAGCGGCCAAGAUAGGCAUUGCAGCGAGGCGAUCGGGCAUUUGCAGUGUGCGUGCGAGAGGCGCCGUCAAGUCGAGUCAGAGCAGAGCUGCAGCGUCAGAGCGCAGAGGAGAGGCGCGGCCCGAGGUGUUGCUGUGCAUGCGCUGGCGCGCGGCGCUUGCGGAGCCUGCGCGCGGGCCGGACGGCUUGGCACGCACGCCGCGCGCCGCCUGUCUCCGCUCGGCGCGGGUCAGGGUGUCGUGCGACACGAGGCCGCGUGCGCAGCAGCGCCUGGGCGCCCCUCUCUCCCUCUCACCACCACCCCUCACUUCAGCCACACCCACCCGCACACCUCCCCACCAUCACCAUGGCCUGCCCCUGCAAGAACGGCACGUCCGCCGACUGCACCUGCGCCAAGGGCGCGUGCCAGUGCAGCGCCGACGAGUGCUCCUGCUCCAACUGGUGCGUGCGCGCGCGCUGCGCGUGGCGCCUCCCGCGCGUGGCCUCAUUGCAGACGGUCAUCGAGUGGAGCAUGCGCCGCUGACACUCCUGCCUCGUCCUCGUCUUGCACAGCCCCAAGAAGCAGCAGCAGAAGUCCUGCUCGGCCAGCUGCACGUGCGGCGACUCGUGCUCGUGCGCCGCCGGUGCCUGCAAGUGCUAGGCGCCUCUCGCACGCCGUCCCUGACGCACUGUGAGUAUGGCGAGAGCUCGACAGAAACAGGGAAGCGGGAAUGGUGCAGGGCUGUAUGACUCUUGCUGCUGCGUUGCCUAGCGCACCUUGCCUGGUGCUGCUUGGUCUGGACGCACCCCCUGCUGCUGCGCGCUCCGUGUCCUCACCGUCGCCCUUCUGACACCGGUCCGCCGCAGGCCACGGCUUAACUCCCUUCUCGACACAUGCAGGCGCCAGUGGACCUGAUCGUCCGCGCUCGUCUGCUUCCGUGACCAAUGUCAGCCUAUAUCCCUCUCUGAGUCUGUGUGUGGC